AUGAAAAUUCAGAGCAUAGUGUCAGUGAUUUUGGUUUUACAAUUGAUAUUGACCGCUAAUUCCGUAAGAAUAUUCAAUAUCAAAGAUUUUGGAGCUAGGCCGAGUCAAGACAUUAGCAAGGUGUUGGAGCGGGUAUGGAGUGAGGCCGUUAAAUCAACAAAGGCAACUCAAGUCUUGAUCCCACGAGGGGAUUGGAACUUGAGUCAGGCGAUAUUGUCGGGGCCGAACAAGGCCCCGAUCAACCUGGAGGUCCGAGGACACGUUAGAGCGUAUCCGGACGUGGCCAUAAUCGCUGAGAAGGAGAAAGGAUGGAUCUACGUCAGCAGCGUGGACCACCUGACGAUCUCAGGGGGCGGAAUCCUCGACGGACAGGGAAGCGAAGCGUGGGAAAACAACGACUGCAAGACCAACGCGACCUGCGAGAAGCCCCCCCUCAACAUGUACUUGAAUGCCAUCACCAAUUCCAUCAUCCGAGACGUCACCACCAAGGACAGCAAGUACUUCCACGUCAACUGCCUCUCGAGCCGCAACGUCACCUUCCAGCGCUUCACAGUGUCCGCCCCGCGCGACAGCCCCAACACGGACGGCAUCCACAUCGCCCGAUCCGUCCGCAUCAGGGUGACCGACUCCGUCAUCCAGACAGGCGACGACUGCAUCUCGAUGGGGGACGACCUCAGAGACGUGCUCAUCAAGAACGUGGCGUGCGGGCCCGGGCACGGCAUCAGCAUCGGGAGCCUGGGGAAGUACGAGGGCGAGAAGGACGUGAAGGGGAUAAGGGUGGAGGGGUGCAGCUUCAGAAACACCACCAACGGGGUCCGGGUCAAGACCUUUCGGUCUUCCCCGGCCAAUACCACGGUCUCGGAUCUCCACUUCAUCGACCUCACCAUGGUCAAUGCGGCCAACCCCGUCAUAAUUGAUGGGAAUUACUGCCCAAACAACCAAUGCGCCUCGGGUUUAUCUGGUUCCGUGAAGAUCAGUGGCGUUGAGAUCAACAACGUCAUUGGCACCAGUUCCACGCAGAAUGUGAUAACGUUCAACUGCAGCCAAGUCUGCAAACGAGUCAAUAUCGGAACGAUCGACCUGACCUACAAGGGCAAAAAGGGUUCGUCGGCUACGACAUUUUGCAAAAACAUCAAGCCCAACUUCACCAAAUUUACCAAGCAGAAUCCACCCGUCUGCCCUUCAAAAUCAGCCAUUUAUUUACUUAGCAAAGCGUUGAAGCAAGCAUGGAAUGAGGCCAUUAAAUCAACAAAGGCAACUCAAGUCUUGAUCCCACGAGGGGAUUGGGAUUUGAGCCAAGCACUGCUAUCGGGGCCGAACAAGGCCCCGAUUAAUCUGGAGGUCCAAGGCCACCUCAUAGCGUAUCCCGACCCGGCCAAAAUCCCCGAGAAGAAGAUGGGAUGGAUCGGCAUCGAAAAAGUGGACUACCUGACGAUCUCGGGGGGCGGCAUCCUCGACGGGGGGGACGAGAAGCGUGCAAGACAUGCGCACCAUGUGAAAAGCCCCCCAUCAACCUGUUCUUGA
Salvia hispanica is the source of this 1524-nucleotide messenger RNA. The record is from RefSeq and is a predicted model, not a curated record. NCBI's taxonomy places the organism in Eukaryota, Viridiplantae, Streptophyta, Magnoliopsida, Lamiales, Lamiaceae.